AUGGCGACCGCACAAGUUUCCCCGGACUUGCCCAAGCCUUCUUUUGCAAAGGUCGCGGCCUCUGUCACAAAGGAACCUGCGUCAGCAGCUACCGCUGCCAAAAAUGAUUUAAAUAUACCCAUCACAGCCGUCAUUGCCGAUGGUUCGUCCAAUCACGAGAGCAAACGAGCUGCAGCAUCCAAAUCAAAUGGAGCCGCCGCCAUAACAUCAUCCCUAAAUGACCUCAGCAUCUCCUCAAAAGUCCCUAGCUUGGUGGUUGAUGGACGUGGGUCGAUGCUCGAAGCCGAACGUCAACGAUCCCAACCAGGAAAGGAGAGCGGUUCAGAUGAUUCUCAGAAAUGCGAUUCUAGCUCAGAACUGGGCACUAAGCCACCUAGUUUAGACGGGAAGAGCAUUACGUCCGGGACGACAUUUGCGCUUGACGAAAAGGAGUCACUCCGCCCUGACGAUAGUGCUAGUGUUAAGGCUGCGGCGGAGGACGAUGACACUUUUUCCAUCCGUGGUUCGCUGGUGGCUGGUUCUCGAAUGAGCUCGGAUGUAGCUGUUAGGACCAAGGGAAUGCUGGCAGGAGACUUGGCCGAGCGACGGGCAGCCCAUGCCGCGAUGGGUGUCCCUCCUCAUGGUAUCCUCACUCCACAGAGUGCUUCGUCUGAACGUGGCCAACCUCUCGCUGCAGCUGUCCCCCUGAGUGCAGAAGGAUCUUCCGAUGCCCUGAACGUGAUAUACCGACAGGCUCCCGACGAAAAGCUUCUGGAUGCGUUGGCAAGCCCUAGAGAUCGGUACUUUUUACUUCGACUGGAAAAGGAUGUGAUUGACUUCGUUCAAGAUUCCAAGGAACCGUACAUGGAUUUGCCGCCAUCCAACUCCUUCUGUAGGAUGCUGACGCAUAAACUUGCCGAUUAUUACCACAUGACACAUUCCUAUGAACCUCACAUUGGGUCAGUUCGAAUUUUCAGAACUCCGUUCUGCCGGGUCCCGCCAUCUUUGGCCAAUAUGGCUCCUCCAUCCAACCCAUCUACGAGUAGCACGCCGCCCCCUGCCGUCUUUCCGAGGAGGAUCAUGCGACGUGGUCAGGAUGGGGAUGGUGUGGCGAGUUCCAACGCCUCAAAGCCUACAUCAGAGUCAGGAAGUGAAAUCAAGGACGGCAAUAGGCUGGCUGGGAAUCCCAAACUUUCACGAGAAGAGCGCGAGGAGUUAUAUAAGCUGGCCCGCGAACGCAUAUUUGGCAACUCGGAAGAAAGCAUUCCAGAGAACGAGGGUGAAAUUGGCAUGUCUCGCACAAGUUCAAUAUCAGCUAGCAAUAAGGCAGCCAACACGAAAAGAGCCAAAUCUGGGAAGCAACGUCGAGACGAUUCUGACAGUUUCGACUCCCGACAUCAGUACACCGCUUACUGGGGACCUCAACAACAGACAUGGGUACCUCAGUCUCAAGGCCAGUAUAUCCCUUCAGCGCCCGGCCAAUUUGCUCCCCAGCCUCAAACGUCAUAUCCAACCCAAGCCCCUCCAGCGUACAACCCACAAGCUGCUGGCUACGCCAAUAUGCCAGUCAUGGCACCCAACCCACCGACCUAUCCCGGCUAUGGCAUGCCACCGCAAUAUCCACCUCAACCACCACAACAGCAGCGAUUCCCUUCUGGUGGCAGCCCUAUGACAACAUACGGCACUCCUGUUGGUCCUGGCGCAGCACCACCACAGCAAGUUUGGGCACAGCCAGGGUAUAACCAACCCUCGUUCUCUCCACGAGCGCCGGCGCCUGCGCCCGGUCCGCCUCAGGUUGGAAUUCCAUAUGCGUAUGGACAACUCCCCGCCAACGCCAACCCCAAUGACCCUAAAAGCCAGCACCCAAUCCCUGGCAGCUACAACCGAAACCAUGCUUUCAAUCCCAAGACUCAGUCGUUUGUUCCUGGUGGAAACGGCAUGCCGGUAGUGCCACCUCCACAGCCGCCCUUCACAGCUCCAGGAUCCCAUCACGGCAGUCCACAGAUUGGCACCCCGCCUCAUUUAGCUUACGGUGCCUAUCCUCCGUCUGUUCCUCAACCAUUUGGCGGAGGGUACGUCAUGGCACGGCAAGGAUCGAGCAGCUCAAUGCCCGGCUAUCACACUGUUCCGCAUGUCCCUUCACCACACAUGCAACAGCCUCAACUACCUUCCAUGCCAGCCAUGCCUCAUGUUCCUCCUCCACAGCAACACUUACCUCAAGCCUCUCCGGCCCAUAUUCCCGGCCGGCCUCCAGUGCAUGUCCCUCAGGGGUCCGGCCAGAUAUUUACUCAUUUACCUACCUACGGUAACCCGGCGAGUCUACCACAGAAGCCGGCCACCGGAAUUUAG
Messenger RNA from Pochonia chlamydosporia 170, 2328 nucleotides. Its product is annotated as R3H domain-containing protein. Gene Ontology annotation, biological process: galactose metabolic process. Lineage: Eukaryota; Fungi; Ascomycota; Sordariomycetes; Hypocreales; Clavicipitaceae. The coding region runs from base 1 to 2328 and encodes 775 amino acids. Gene Ontology annotation, molecular function: nucleic acid binding. The transcript has 6 exons. The record is from RefSeq and is a predicted model, not a curated record.